AUGAUGACCGGUGUUGGGCCGGUAGCUGAGCCGUUCCCAUUCCAGCAACAUGCAUCAAAGCUCGCCUUGUCAUUUGACGCUGCCUCAAGAGCCCCCGUGAAUGCGCCCCGUCAUCCUUCAGCGUAUAAAUAUACGUCCAAGACCAAUGGCCAUCGAACGGCUCUAUCAGAUUUAUCACAUCCUAACAACAUGGAACAGGAACAUCAGAUCCAAAACAAGAUCGAACAAAUUCUUGACAAAGUUCACUCCUUGAGUGACCUUUCCGCCGACAAAGUUGAUGAGUUGAGGCGUGUCUCUGAGAAUUCUAUCGUUAUUAACAAGUUCAAGGUCUCUCCUACAGAGUACCAUGACUGGCUGAACAAAAUUGGCAAUGAUAAUCGCGGUAUAGAAUUUGAUGCUCAGAACGCAUGUCUUAUCCUGAAAGGACGUUCUGGUUGGAUGCAUGAAGCUGCUACUGGCAUAAUCUACAUAUUCUUUGACAAAAUACGAGAGAGGUUGAGUGCUGCUGGCUCACGCUGCUUUCUGACUGGUAGUACAGACUGUUCCCUUGAAAUCAACUUUGUGGGAUCUAUAAAACAACCAGAUGCAUCUCUCAUGGAAUUUAGAGCUGAAUGGCCAGUUAUUGUUCUUGAGGUUGAAAUAAGUGAGACCACACGCAAGCUAUUCAAAGAUGCACAACGAUGGUUGGAGGGUAGUGAUGGUAAUACCAAACUUGUCAUCCUUGUUGACAUCCAAGAGAAAGAGCGUCGGAAUACUUCAAACGAUAAAUGGGACUUGUCUGAGAACGACUUUCGGGAAAUACAUCAUCGAACGCUUUCUAGACGCAUCCUUCAAUGGUACCGACUCAAAGGAAUCCGUGUUGUUGGGGAUUUUCACUUGUCUGUACACUUAUGUUAUAAUGAUGGUGACAAUCACUGUAUUCUGGACAAGGCUGCCUUUUCACCUGGCAGAUUGAUUGACCUGACAACCAUCGAAGAUAUCCCUUUGAGGUUAGGACAUCUUAUGCCUGAUGGGGGUCAUUUGGAUGAGGACCGGCGUCUUUUGUUUCCAUUGAAGAAUUUGGUGGAUACGCUGCAACAUGGAUUUGAAAAUACUGAAAUUGACAGAGUGAAUGACUUGGCGACGGAUAUCAAGAAAAAGUACUUUUGA
Messenger RNA from Talaromyces proteolyticus, 1149 nucleotides. RefSeq lists its product as uncharacterized. The record is from RefSeq and is a predicted model, not a curated record. Bases 1 to 1149 code for a protein of 382 amino acids. NCBI's taxonomy places the organism in Eukaryota, Fungi, Ascomycota, Eurotiomycetes, Eurotiales, Trichocomaceae. The transcript is spliced from 2 exons.